CUUCCCUCGAACACAAAUUACCGAGGAGUUGGGCAUUAACGAGGCCAGCGGCGUGCGAUGGAGAGUAGGUUUGGAGGAAUCCGAAGCAAAGGAUAGGUCUUCACGGAUGCGAGCAUGAGCGGGCUUUCGAACGUCUUCUCCGCCCUCAAUUUGGACGCAGAAGACGAUAAGGAGCAGAUUGCCAGUCUGACUACUGCGUCCGGUAUUGAUGGAUGCUCUAAGCGAAUAUCCGGUAAGAAAGGAGAAGGGGAUAAACAAAACUAUGAAUUAACAGUGAAAAGGGCUCAUUCUGAAAGUGAUAAAUCUCACAAUAAUAUCCAUCCAUCAUUGUCAUCAUCAUUAUCAGGAAGCUAUAAACAACCUUUGGUAUGGAUUGACUUGGAAAUGACAGGUCUGGAGAUUGAAGUCGAUAGAAUAUUGGAAAUAGCUUGUAUUAUAACUGAUGGUAAAUUGAACAAAUCCGUGGAGGGUCCUGAUUUAGUGAUCAAGCAGAGCAAGGAAUGCUUGGAUAGAAUGGGAGAAUGGUGUCGAGAACAUCAUGCUGCUAGUGGUUUGACUGAAAGAGUUUUGCAAAGCACCAUAACCGAGGAAGAUGCAGAAGAACAGGUACUAAACUUUGUGAAGAAUUAUGUUGGAUCCGAAACCCCUCUUUUAGCUGGAAAUUCCGUCUAUGUGGACUACAUGUUUCUGAAGGUCAACAAAAAUAUGAACCUCAGUUUUCUACUUCAUGGUUAUAGUGUGAUAGAAGUACAUGCCAUGCUUAGCUGGCAUCUUCCCUCAUGUGCUUGUAGAUGUGAGCAGUAUUACUGCAUUGUGUGUACGCUGGUUUCCUAAAG
This is a messenger RNA of Phalaenopsis equestris, 836 nucleotides long. Its product is annotated as oligoribonuclease. Lineage: Eukaryota; Viridiplantae; Streptophyta; Magnoliopsida; Asparagales; Orchidaceae. The record is from RefSeq and is a predicted model, not a curated record. Gene Ontology annotation, cellular component: mitochondrion. Gene Ontology annotation, molecular function: 3'-5'-RNA exonuclease activity; nucleic acid binding.